Lymnaea stagnalis (great pond snail) is the source of this 4826-nucleotide messenger RNA. The record is from the annotation of a GenBank genome assembly. NCBI's taxonomy places the organism in Eukaryota, Metazoa, Mollusca, Gastropoda, Lymnaeidae.
GUCACAUUCUGUUUUUAAAAAUAAUCUUUUGUGGUCUUUUGGAUGUUGAGUCUUGCUAUUUAAGUAAUACAUUUUUUUCAAUGUAUUUAUGACAGUUUUUUUUUGGAUAUAUGCUUCAGUUUUGUUAAUCCUUUACUCUCUUGUUUCUAACCAAUUAAAAUAAAUAGAAAGUGAUUAACCACUUGUACAGUUUUAGUUUUAUGACUUCAGCUGCUAAGAUGACGACUUAUUUUUAAAAGGACAUUUUACCUUAUUUUUCUUAUCUAACUGGUUAUGAGUAUAAAUGGGGUGUUUGCAUAAUGGGCACCUUAUUUAUUAGUGUUACAUUUCCAUUUUUUAUAAAAAUGUUGAGAUUUAAUAGGCAUUGGUUGUCACACAUAUAUUGUGUGAAAUCUUUAUUUUAGAUAUCAGUGUGAUAGUGUUUCUCAAGUUCAGUAAAUAAAAUUUAUCUUAUUAAUGAUAAUGUCUUUCCCUUUUUCAGAUUUUGGACUGAAAUAUAUACAUAAAUAAAUCAUUUAUUCUCAUCAUGUUGCAAGAACAAUUUUCUUAUCAAAGUGUGCUUAACUUAUUGAUUUCAUUCUUAGUGACAGGACUAUUUAUUAAAGCGAGUGAAUCAAUUUCUAGUGGCCUGUUGUCAACUAAUCAUUGUGUUGAAAAGUUUCAUCAAGACGAUUAUAUGCAUUGUAAUUUUUAUGGUGAGCCACAGUGCUGGAUUUCAUUUUUAACAUGCCCACCUGGCUUUGUGUCUUCAAAUGAAAUGAAUUUUAGAACAAAAGCAUUGAAUUGUAUUCCAAAGUGAGUAUUUAAAAAUUGAAUAUAUUAUAACCUGCUAAAAUUGAAUUUUUUUGGUAAAAUAAAUGAAAUGAGACAUAAGAAUUACUAUCAUUAUAAUGAUGUUUCCAGCAUGUUAGUUACAGUACAUCAAAGUUUUAUGAUUUAUUGGGACCUUAAAACUUAAAUGUUUUCCUGCACAUAACCAUACUACUUUCUUAAAGUGUAAAUUGGGGAGGACUGCUUUACUAUUUUCCUAAAUAUCCAAAUAUUUUUUGGGUAAAGCAAAAGCUAAUCUUACCCUCUGUUUUCUCUCCAAGAUAUCUGCUUCACAUCUGCUUACAUGUGCAGUCCUCACUGUUUUGUAGUAGGCUUUGAUUUCCCUCGUAUUUUAUUUUAAAUAUUUAUUUAUUUUUAAAUGUAAUUUUAACCUUUCCUGUUAACCUCUUACCCAAAUUUUUGGGUUUUUGGGACCUUCUUCAAUUCAGUAUGAUUUCCUGUUUCUUAUAAUUGCUAUCAGUUAAGUUCAUUCUUCUAUUCUCUUGAUCUUUUGGGUUUUUUUUGUUGAAGGCUUCCCAUUCGAAAUGUCAGUUGUUUUGUUUUACUGAAAUUUCAGGCUUUCCCCUAAUCCAUGUGUUUUAUGUAUACUUUUUUUAAAGCUACUUCUUAAUAAAAAAAAACCUUCUCAGAUAACUUGUACUCUAUUUCUAAAAAUGGGUAACUUAUGAUAUAAUGACCUACUUAAAACAGUGUUAAUAAAGUUAUAAGUGUCGCUUGUAAGAACUUAAUCCUUUUUUCAUUUAGUUUAGUGAUAUGCGAUCUCAAAUGUUAAUUAAAAAUUGUUAUAGCAAAAAGUCUUAAUAAAUCUUUAUAUUUCUAGAGUACAUUGGAUUAAAUGAAGAACUUAAUAAAUUAAGUUGGACCUCAUGAAAACUCACAACUUCUGGUAUUCUAACUUUGAGUAAAAAUGUUUAAAAAUCUGAAUUUGAACUGGUCCUACAAUUUGAAUAAUAAAAUCAAACAUAACUUAUUUUAAAUGACGAUGUAAGUUAUGAAAUCUUGUGUAAAAUCAAUGUCAUUAUUUUUCACAGUAACAGCUACGCAUUGGUCAGUUUUCAGUCUGACCCACACCCAACAGAAGGAUUAGUCCCUGAAAAUUGUUGCAGUGCUCAAAUAGAGAUAAGAGACAAAUACUUCUGCUUGUACGAGAAAUGCUGGUUCUCAUUUCAGCUUUGUAGUGAAAAUGAGUUCUGGAAUGGUGAAUUAAAUUUCAACACCGGACAGUUGAUCUGCUUGUAAGUAAUGAUUAUAUUUAUAAAUAAUCAUGUAAGCUUAUAAUAAUAAUAAUAUUUAAUAAUAGAAAGGGAGAAAAGGGAAAUGUUUUGAACAUACAAUAUUUCCUCUUUUUUUUUUGUUACUUUAUUUCAAUUUAGCAUUAAUAAUUAAAUUUGGGCUUUUGAAAAGAAAUUAUUGGGUGAGAGAUUUGCCAACAUAUUAUUUUAAUUGUUUUAUAUAUGCACUUUUCUUUAAAUAAUGUACUUAAGAAAUUGUAAAUAUAUUCAGUUUUUAACUUUGUAAUUUGCUUGUAAACUUUAAAAGCUCAACUCUAUUUAUCAGUGCCUGUCCUUCAGGAUCGAAGCAACCUUAUGGCUACCACAGAAAUAAGUCUUGCGAAUCAAGGUAGGACCAUUGUACUCAUUGUAAAAUUUCACUGAUUUUAAAUUUAACAAGUUACACCUUGUUACAACAUCUUGCCCAGUUUCUUGCGGCCACCUUUAAUAUUUUGAGGUCAGGUAACGUUAGAAUUCAUUUUUCAAACAGCGCUGUAAAAAUGUAAAAUGAAGUAAUUUUUUUAUUAUAUGUUGUUUAUGUGCAUUCCAAGGGCAUUUUUAUUUUAAGGCACCUGUAAAAUAAUCACUAAAAUUCUGCUACACCAUUCAAGUUGUUUUCAUUUUAGUUUGUAAGGUAGUAAACAAGGUUUAUUGGACAGAGUUUAGCAGUGUUAAAUUAUUAUUCUUUUUACAUUUUUGCAUUUAAUUUAAGGAUUAUAAAUAAAAUUUUCGUCUGCAGCCCAUUGGUUCCUGUGAAAAAUGACGGUGGUUUUACAGAGUCCAGGAUCAUCAGUUCAUCAAUAUCCUUGGCAGCUUGUCUACUCAUUUGGUUUUACAAUUAAGUCUAAGUAUAGCUGUGUGAUACUCAUUUUAAUUAAGGAGCUAUUUUUUUAUACGUUAUGAAAUAGGCAUUUAGGAGAGAAUGUUUGUUAUUUUAAGUGAUUGAGAGUGAAAGUAUUGUCUUUCAUGUGCUGCAUUAAAAAAAAUGUGUAUCACUGUUUUUAAAUCAAUAUUUAUUUAAAAUAUAUUGAUUUGUAUUAUACAAAUAUAUUAAUGUUUAUCAUCCAAACAGCUCCCACAGUAUUCAACUUACUAUAAUUAAUGAUAUUGAUAUUAAAGCUAAUGGUUUUUUUAAAGUACCAUAUUUUUUUACUUUAUGAAAUUCUAAGUUAUAAGCUUUAAAUAACUUUUAUUCUAAGUUAUAAGCUUUAAAUAACUCUCAUUACCAUAUUUUUUUACUUUUUGAUAUUCUAAGUUAUAAGCUUUAAAUAACUCUUAACACAAUAGAUCUUUACUUCAUUUAAUGUACAGUUUAAAAGAAUGAUUAUGCAUCAGCUAGUUGUUUGAUUUUAAUGGCAGUUGAGGGUUUUGUUUUUUUCAAAAUUAUUAUUUCUAAUCAAUAGUUUAUUUACAGUUUAUGUGACAAACGUGUAUUUUGAUUGCUAAGGAUCAGGUCAAAAAUCAUUAGCUGAUUAGUUUAAUAUUUUACCAAAUUAAGGCAUUUUAAAUUUACUUUAAGGAUUUUUAAAAAAAAUGGUAAAUAAGGUCUCAUGUGUCUCUCUCAAUUUGUGCAAAAUAAAUAUCAAUCUUUUCCUUUCACUCUAAACUAAUACCAUUAAAGUUUAUCUCAAUUAUUUAAUCUCUAAUACAUUGUAGGACAUCAAAAAAUGUAUUAAUAUUUUUAAAAUGUAUAUGCUGUUCACCAAAGCAUAAAAGUUUUUAAAGCCUUAAAACAUAGUAGUUAUGUAAAUGACAGACGUCAAAAUUAUUUCAAAACUUUUUUAAAAAAAAAUGUGAACAUAAAAAGCUGAUAGAACAUUUCAAUAAUUUUGUAAUUGACCUUAGGUAUUUAAAAUUUAACAUUCUCUACACUAUAAAUCAUUAUGUUUGAGCAUUUAUUUAAAUUUUCCUUUGGUACCGGUAUUGAAAUUGAAAUUUUUUUUACUCAUUAACUUUGUGAAAUGUAUCAUGUUUAUGCUAUAGAAACAGAAAUGCAUUAGAAAAAACUGCUUGAACAGCAUGUUUGUUUUUGAGCUUUGUGUGUGUUUGUUAUGAAUAAGAUCAGUAUGGGGUACGGAGGAAUCAGGACUGCCAACAGCAGAAAAAUGAUAUUAAUUUUUACCAAAAAAUCCCGUCCAUAUAAAUUCUCUUUGCAACUUUAAAAAAAAUACAAUAUUCAAAAAAAAUUUUCGUCAAUAAAGAUUUACCAACUUGUUAAUGUUCAAUAUACACAAAUUAUAUUUUACUGUUAAUAUUGAACAUUUCUGAUUUCUUUUGAAAAAAAACAAAACAUGUUGCUAUGUAAUACCUGUAAUAAGGUUGUUCAAAUGGAAAUUUUUUUCUUUUUGAAACUCAUAUCAAUUCCAAGAUAAAAUUUAUUUCAAAAUGAAAAGGUUCAAUUGAGUGUAUAUUGUGUCUUUUUUAUUAUUUGAAUAACUCGCUUUAAAUAGUAAACCUUUUUUUAUUGAAAUUAUGAACAUCUGAUUGAGAAAUAUAGAUGUGUCAUCAAAUAUGUUUAAAAAAAUAAUAAUGAAAAUAAAGCUGUCCAACUCAUCCAUUAGGCUUAGGUAACUGGUCCAUUAGGCUUAGGUAACUAGUCCAUUAGGCUUAGGUAACUGGUCCAUUAGGCUUAGCUAACUGGUCCAUUAGGCUUAGGUAACUGGUCCAUUAGGCUUAGGUAACUGGUCCAUUAGGCUUAGGUAACUGGUCCAUUAGGCUUAGGUA